CGUGUCGACCAGUUGACUGUAGACAUAAUUUUGUGCAUUGCGAACAUUUUGAUGUACUGUUUUAAGACUAUAAUUGAUCAUUUUUAAAUUUUUCUUUAAUAUUUCAUUAGUGAUUCUUGUAAAAAACUAAAAUGGAGAAAAAAUCAUUCCAAUUAUUUUGUACGCUGUGAAUUUGUGAUACGAAAAGGGAACUGGGGAGAGAUUUGUUAUAAAAGUGCUUAAUUUAAGUAUUCAAAAUGGUUUUAGCAGAUUUAGGUCGUAAAAUAACAACUGCUUUGCAGUCCCUAAGCAGAGCUACAAUUAUCAAUGAAGAGGUUUUAAAUUCUAUGCUAAAGCAGAUUUGUGCUGCCUUAUUAGAAGCUGAUGUAAAUAUUCGUUUGGUAAAAAAUCUUAGAGAAAAUGUUCGUGCUGUCAUUGAUUUCGAUGAGAUGGCUGGAGGGCUCAACAAACGGCGGAUGAUACAAUCAGCUGUGUUCAAAGAACUUGUAAAAUUGGUAGAUCCUGGAGUAAAGCCAUAUCAGCCAGUGAAAGGGAAACCCAAUAUUAUCAUGUUUGUAGGGCUUCAAGGGUCUGGUAAAACCACAACUUGUACAAAACUUGCUUAUCAUUAUCUAAGGAAAAAUUGGAAAUCAUGUUUAGUUUGUGCCGACACAUUCAGAGCAGGUGCUUAUGAUCAAGUGAAACAGAAUUGUACCAAGGCAAGGAUACCUUUCUAUGGCAGUUACACAGAAGUAGAUCCUGUAGUAAUAGCCUCAACAGGUGUAGAAAUGUUCAAAAAAGAAGGUUUUGAAAUGAUUAUAGUGGAUACUAGUGGUCGUCACAAACAAGAGGAGUCUUUGUUCGAGGAGAUGUUGGCGGUGGCAAAUGCUAUUAAACCUGAUAACAUAAUUUUCGUGAUGGAUGCCACAAUUGGACAGGCUUGUGAGUCUCAAGCCAGGGCUUUCAAAGACAAAGUCGACAUUGGUUCUGUUAUCAUAACCAAGCUGGAUGGACAUGCCAAGGGUGGUGGUGCACUAUCAGCGGUUGCAGCAACACAAAGUCCAAUCAUCUUUAUUGGUACUGGUGAACACAUUGAUGACUUGGAACCAUUCAAGACAAAGCCAUUCAUUAACAAAUUGCUAGGUAUGGGAGAUAUUGAAGGCCUCUUGGACAAAGUCAAUGAACUUAAACUGGAUGAUAAUGAUGAAUUGUUAGAAAAGCUGAAGCAUGGUCAAUUCACUUUAAGAGCUAUGUACGAACAAUUCCAAAAUAUUAUGAAAAUGGGCCCCUUCUCACAAAUUAUGGGAAUGAUACCAGGUUUAUCCCAAGACCUUAUGUCUAAAGGUAGUGAACAGGAAUCUAUGGCAAAACUAAAACGGCUCAUGACAAUCAUGGAUUCCAUGAAUGAAGGUGAACUGGACCAUCGUGAUGGCGCAAAACUUUUCUCCAAACAACCCACCAGAAUUACAAGAGUAGCGCAAGGUGCAGGUGUUACAGAAAGAGAUGUUAAAGACUUGAUUGCUCAGUAUACUAAAUUUGCAGCGGUUGUUAAGAAAAUGGGUGGUAUCAAGGGUUUGUUCAAAGGAGGUGAUAUGGCGAAAAAUGUUAAUCAAACCCAAAUGGCGAAGCUCAAUCAACAAAUGGCAAAGAUGAUGGAUCCCCGCAUACUGCAGCAAAUGGGCGGUAUGUCCGGUCUGCAUAAUGUUAUGAGGCAACUUCAGCAAGGCUCCAGCGGAAUGAACAGUUUGAUGGGUGGAAAAUAACAAUAAUUAUUGGAUACUGUGAAUGCUAGCAAUAUAACAUCAUAGCAUGUCAAUAAACGUUGAUUAAA
Molecule: messenger RNA, 1810 nt
Organism: Papilio xuthus (Asian swallowtail)
Lineage: Eukaryota; Metazoa; Arthropoda; Insecta; Lepidoptera; Papilionidae
Gene: Srp54k
Product: signal recognition particle 54k
Exons: 7
Coding region: 237-1742 (501 amino acids)
Biological process (GO): SRP-dependent cotranslational protein targeting to membrane, translocation; SRP-dependent cotranslational protein targeting to membrane
Cellular component (GO): signal recognition particle, endoplasmic reticulum targeting; cytosol
Molecular function (GO): endoplasmic reticulum signal sequence receptor activity; GTPase activity; 7S RNA binding
Source: RefSeq, a predicted model, not a curated record